This is a messenger RNA of Vitis riparia (riverbank grape), 1782 nucleotides long. RefSeq names its product amino acid permease 6-like. Gene Ontology annotation, cellular component: plasma membrane. The coding region runs from base 212 to 1663 and encodes 483 amino acids. The transcript is spliced from 7 exons. The record is from RefSeq and is a predicted model, not a curated record. NCBI's taxonomy places the organism in Eukaryota, Viridiplantae, Streptophyta, Magnoliopsida, Vitales, Vitaceae.
UGCUUAACUUUUCUCAUAGUUUCAGAAACAACUAGCUAGCUGAGAGUAUCUUGACUUUGAUAACUCACUAGUGAUCACUACCUUCUUGUCUUGUACCCCUCUGGCCCAUCACUUCUGCUAACCCCCUUGCUUAAAACCCUCUCUUCAAUAGCCAUUUCUAAAGCAAAACCAGAGAGAGUUAGAGGAGAGCGAGAGAGUGAUUGAGCGAGCGAUGGCUGGGAACUUGAACACGAAUACCUUGUUCGUAGAACAAGCCCCAGAAACAAUUGAGAAGGGAGAUAUAGGCAAGAACUUGGACGACGAUGGACGCUUCAAAAGAACAGGAACACUCCUAACUGCAAGUGCCCAUAUCAUAACUGCUGUGAUUGGGUCUGGAGUGCUGUCUCUCGCAUGGUCCAUAUCUCAGUUGGGUUGGAUAGCUGGGCCAGUUGUUCUCGUGGUGUUCUCUUUCAUUACCUAUUUCACUUCCACUCUACUUGCCGAUUGUUAUAGGUCACCCGAUCCAAUCACUGGGAAGAGAAACUACACCUACAUGGAUGUUGUGAGAGCCAACUUAGGAGGUAUGAAGGUUCAGCUGUGUGGGAUCGCUCAAUAUGGAAAUCUCAUAGGGGUCACGAUCGGAUACACAAUCACGGCUUCUAUCAGUAUGGUUGCCGUACGACGGUCAAACUGUUACCACAAGCACGGCCAUCAGGCGAAGUGCAACCCGUCAGACUACCCUUACAUGAUCAUCUUCGCCUGCAUCCAGAUCGUUCUGAGCCAAAUACCAAACUUUCACAAGCUGUCAUGGCUCUCUAUUCUCGCAGCUGUCAUGUCUUUCAGUUAUGCCUCUAUAGGCAUCGGACUCUCCAUUGCCAGGGUUGCAGGAGGGGCGCAUGCAAGGACAACGUUAACAGGAAGGACAGUUGGAGUGGACUUGUCAAGCUCAGAGAAGGUUUGGAGAACCUUCGAGUCCAUCGGAAAUAUUGCUUUUGCUUACGCAUACUCCACCGUCCUCGUCGAGAUACAGGAUACGCUAAAAUCAAGCCCCCCGGAGAACAAAGUGAUGAAGAAAGCUACUUUUGCGGGCAUCUCAACCACCAGCCUAUUCUAUGUCCUAUGCGGUUGUGUUGGUUAUGCAGCGUUCGGGAAUGAUGCACCAGGAAAUUUCCUCACCGGAUUUGGUUUCUUCGAACCCUUUUGGUUAAUUGACCUUGCUAAUGUGUUCAUCGCAAUCCAUCUAAUUGGGGCUUACCAGGUUUUCUGUCAGCCUGUAUUCGGAUUUGUGGAGAAGUGGUGCAACAAGCGUUGGCCUGAAAGCAAAUUCAUCACGACAGAACACUGCAUUGAUGUUCCGCUAUACGGCAUCUACUAUCUGAACCUCUUCAGGCUGGUGUGGAGAACAGUAUAUGUUAUAGUUACAGCAGUACUAGCCAUGUUAUUCCCAUUUUUCAAUGAAGUCAUGGGCUUCCUGGGGGCCGCUUCAUUUUGGCCAUUGACAGUAUACUUCCCUAUUGAGAUGCACAUUGCAAGAACCAAAAUUCCCAAAUUUUCUUUCACAUGGACAUGGCUGAAAAUAUUGAGUUGGACUUGCUUGAUGGUGUCAGUUGUUGCUGCUGCUGGAUCUAUUCAAGGCCUGAUCAAGGAAAUAGAGAAAUACAAGCCUUUCCAAACUCAGGAAUGAGUAGUCAGUAUAUUCACUAUAUUUUUGUCCAGAAAUUGAGAUAUUUUUAGAAUAUAAUUAUCUAGGCAGUUUGGAUGUAUUUUGUUUCUCAAAUAGAAUGGUCAGAUGACCAAUUUGGA